UAUUGGAUCAGAUCCUCUGCAGCUCGUGUCCGCAUUUCUUGUGCUGUCGCUCAUUGCUAGUACUGAAGUCUGAAGAAGACGCAGGCGGCUCAUUGCGAGACAACCCAGGUCGUCUGGGCUUUAUCGCUCGCUCUUCUUGAGAGACUCUUAAGUGGAAAAAUAUCCGAACUUCAGCAGGAAGACUUGAAAACUUGCAAUGGGGAACGAAACCGGUAUAUGGGACGAUUCAGCUCUCAUCAAUGCCUUCAAUGACGCCAUUUCCAAAUACAAGAAGAUGCAUAGCAAAGGAUAUCAGGAUAAUUCAGCCGAGGGAGAGAAAGAGAGAAGCGCUGCUGAAAACGUAUCUGAUCAAAUCGAUCAAAGUCAUGAAGCUACUGGACAAAUAGGGGUGCUUGAUAUUGACAAUGCUGUAUUGAACACUGGAUCUGAUGCUGGAAUAGCUAAUGAUCUUCCUCAAAGUCAAGAAAGUUAUCAUGCCAAUUUACAUGCUCAAGAGGAGGCUUUCAUGAACAUGUCAAAUAUUCCCUACACACAAAAGGCUCUUGAUGGCUUCUCAUAUUCACAAGAUGUGGGAGACUAUGGAAAAUUACUUAGCCAGUAUUAUGAACUUGAGGAGCAGAGGCAAAAAGUUUUACAGCAACUUCAUCAGACAGGUUACUGGAAUUACCAAGGCAUAGUUGAAGGUUCUGGUUCUUCUGCACAGUGGGCUGCAAGUUCUACUUUUCAGGAACAACAUCAAGUACCUACACACCAAUACUCUCUGCCAGAGGUGCUUUCUUCUUGCUGCCAUUGUGUUUGCCCUUGUUUGGUGGCUCAAUGCUCUUCACUACCUUGUUGUGCUUUGGGUGGAAGUUGUGUCAGUAACAUUGGCACUGAUGUUAAUACUGCUUCAUGUAAGAUGGGUCCUCAAAAGUCCUCAUCUUUUGAAGAUGACGGUAUUGUCAAAACCAGCAUGGGAGCUGCAGAAAGAGCGAUUUCUUUGUCUAAGAUGAUGAAAUCUACUGCUUCAAAUAUCCAUGAAGGUCCAUCGACAUCAACAACAGGUCUAUCCACAGACUAUCUACAGGGAUACCUCAGAGGUCAGAUUAGAGGUUCUGAAGAACUAACAAGGACAUUGAAGGACGUCCUUCAUGUUGUAAAAAGACUUGAUCUUAAUAAAUGAAAUUGGCUGGGAGGAGAGAAGCUCGAUUCAAUGAAUAGUUUUAUGUUUAAAAAAAAAAAUGUAUGUUUUGUAUUAAUUGUCUUGAGUUUUGGAGACCAUUUUACUUCCAUUGGAUCAGCAACGUUGUCAUCAACUGGAUAUUUAUAUAUGACAAUGUAGAUCAUUAUUAUCGUCAUGACUUUAUUUUAA
Messenger RNA from Macadamia integrifolia, 1351 nucleotides. RefSeq lists its product as uncharacterized. NCBI's taxonomy places the organism in Eukaryota, Viridiplantae, Streptophyta, Magnoliopsida, Proteales, Proteaceae. The coding region runs from base 197 to 1162 and encodes 321 amino acids. The record is from RefSeq and is a predicted model, not a curated record. The transcript has 4 exons.